AUGGUCAUUGGUCUUCUGAUGCUGACUGCCAUCCCCACCACGACGGGCGUGGCCUUUGCGACAAGCGAGCAGCGGAAGGCGAACCAACGUCGAGAAGAUGCGCGUCGUAUGACGAAAUUUCAUAUUGAUGUGGAAUGCGACGGUGAUACCGACGAUGAUAGGGAUGUCCACGGUCGAAGAUUGGUAGUCCGUAACGAUAAGGUCUACGUUGAUCAUCCCAACCCCGCGGAUCGAUCGAUACCUGCCUUUACGGCGCUCGCAUUCUACAUUGAAUACCCGGAGCUCGAGGAAACGAAACAUUUGAAGCGAGGCCUUGGUCUGCCCACUUACGUCUCUGCUGAUCCACCCUUGCUCAAUUGGAUCUACGCGGAUGUCAAUACGCAUGAGCUGAAAUACGGGAAUCGUUCGCAGAGCGUGACGCAUAUCGUGGGUCCUUGGGACUGGUCCGAGAACGAAAGGGUCAUCACUUUGGAGGCGAGCAACCGAUUUGUGGCCGUGGAAGAGGAGGAAGGAGAAUGGGCCCUAUACUUUGACGGAGAUGAGGAUGAUUGUGAAGCUAUCCUCGAAGAGCAAGGGAAGUUGGACAAGGCCUUUGUACCGGUAAAGUUGGUCAGGAAGUUAGCUGAAGAACCGCCUCCAGGGCCUCGGUAG
Messenger RNA from Penicillium diatomitis, 651 nucleotides. RefSeq lists its product as uncharacterized. Bases 1 to 651 code for a protein of 216 amino acids. The transcript is spliced from 2 exons. Lineage: Eukaryota; Fungi; Ascomycota; Eurotiomycetes; Eurotiales; Aspergillaceae. The record is from RefSeq and is a predicted model, not a curated record.